Maudiozyma barnettii is the source of this 4548-nucleotide messenger RNA. It is a transcript of the gene BCK1, whose product is annotated as mitogen-activated protein kinase kinase kinase BCK1. The transcript has a single exon. Gene Ontology annotation, molecular function: ATP binding; protein kinase activity. The record is from RefSeq and is a predicted model, not a curated record. Gene Ontology annotation, biological process: protein phosphorylation. The coding region runs from base 1 to 4548 and encodes 1515 amino acids. NCBI's taxonomy places the organism in Eukaryota, Fungi, Ascomycota, Saccharomycetes, Saccharomycetales, Saccharomycetaceae.
AUGACAUUUCUCAAGAAAGGUACGGUGAAUGUACCUGAGAAUCCUAAUCAUUCCAAAUCACAUUCUGCAUCCUCAGUGAAGUCUGCUGGUCAAACUUUAAAAAAUCACAACAGAAUUAGUAACGAUUACGCUAAAAAUAGACAUUCCACAAACGAUCUCAGAAAUUCAAUUGCUUCUAAUGGUUCUAAACUCAGUUACGAUCCUCAAUACCAUUCAUCAGAAAAGACACCGUUAGGAUCAUUAUCAGAUCAAUUGGAGGUCCAUACAUUGACUGACAGUUACUCAGCUGAAAAUGCUACCAAUAGCCCUUCUAUGACAGCUUCAUCGUCGUCAACAUUACAUACAAGCUCUACAAAACCUUCUCAAAGGAAUUCCAAUGCAUACGGAGGAGAUUUUUCUGCACAAUCCUCAUCAAGGAAAUCAUCAGGGAAUAGCAUCAACAGUCUUUCAUUCGACAAAUUAAUUUUAUCAUGGAAUCCUACAGACCCUGACGAAUGGAAUAUACAACGUAUAGUCUCAUGGUUAAAAUUCCAUGAAUUUCCUGACACAUGGAUUUCAACCUUUAAGAAACAUAGACUCGUAGGUCAAAACUUUAUUAAACUACUUGCUUAUGAAAAUUUUGCAGUGUACGAGAAAUACUUACCUCAAUCUAAGAAUGCAUCAUAUAAGAAAUUUCAAACGCUAUUAAAACAAACUAUGACAAAGAAUGUAACAAACAGUAAUCAUAAUCAUGGCCAUAACAGAGUGAGGUCAUCCGACAAACUGAAAUCAUCACGAAGUUCAAGCGAAUCAAUCAAGAAUAAAGCAAAGGAGGAGAUUGGAAAUUCUUCUCGAUCUGCAUCUGAGUCUAUGAUAUCACCGCAGAAGACUGGUCCUUCAAAGACAGAAGACAAAUCCAAGCAUCCUCAAUUGAGAACCCACCAGAAAACUAAAAGUGCUAGUGUUCUCUACAGAAAAAGUUUUAUAUCAUUACGUGGAUCAUUAACACCAUCAACACCUGUGUCAAAUAAUAACCACCAACAAGGGACUAACCAAUCAACUAAUCCAACUUCAAAUAUUAAGUUAAAGAUCCCAUCGAGACCAUCUUCCAUUAUUGAAUCAACUGCAUCUUCAAGUAAAUCAAAUACUCCACCGUUAUCUCCGUCAUCAUAUCCAAAUAUAUUUAGGAGAAACCAUAAAAGUAGUUCGUCUGAAUCAUCUUUGUUGAAUGCAAUAUUUGGUACUUCACAUAACAAUUCAUCAAAUUCUAAUCUAUCUGUCACCAAUAAAAAUGGUAGUGGAUUGUCUCCAAAUACAAAUAAAGUACACAAUACUAUGACAAAACCUCGGUCUAUCGAAAGUCCAUCAGAUAAUUCAAAGAGGAAAUCGUUUGAUUCAGCAAGCAAACUAAAGACAACUCAUGAGUCAUCAUCUUUGUCCCCCACCAAAUCCAACGGACAAGAAGAAAAAUCGAAUCUUUGGGGAAAACUGAAGAGAAGGAGUCAAUUUUCUAGCCCUUACUCCUCUUCGACUUUACCAACCCCUGUGGCACCAUCGAGAAGCUCAAGUGUGAUUACUUUAACACCAGGGAAGUUAAAUGAUGAUAUACAAUCCCCAAGCGUCUCCACUACAUCUUCAAAGCCUCUUAAAAAGCAAUCUCCAAAAAGUGAUUCUUUGAAUAAUGCUCCAAUUGUUAGUUUACCAAAAGACAAAGAAAAACAACCUCUUUCUAAGGAAUCUGUUCUUGAUAUAGAUUUAAAAUACUUUCCAGGCAAUAAGUCAACAAAUGAAGAACACGAAACCUACGUUCUUAUUACUAAAGACAACAAAAGUUAUAUUCCAUUCCCAACGAAUCAAUUCAAUUCUCCAGAGGAUUUCAAAGAUAUUAUUUGUACAAAACUUAACAUUGGUAUCAAACAAAUGUGCGUUCAUAUGACAAACUUUAAAGGGGAUAUCGGAUCGCCACUUACUGACGAUAUUAUCAACAUGUUAGUUAACAACUCCUUCAAGGGUAGCACUUUACAAUUUUAUAUAAAGGACCAUAGCAAAAUUCAAAAUCGACUAAGAACAGGUACAUUAUCAAGCGAUAUCCACCAUACUUUGCGCUCCGUGAAGAGUAAGGGUUCGGUAAGAUCUGUUACAAGUAGUAUACAUGGUACUACUGAUGAUGUCUCUAUUGUUACUUCAUCAUCUGAUAUCACUUCAUCUGAAGAUCACUCACCUAGUAACAAUUUUCGUAGAUACCCACAAACUCCAAGUUAUUAUUAUGAUAAUGCUGUAUUGAAUAAUAGCGGAUCUGAAGAAACGAACUAUUGGAAUGUUAAAGAGCAAGUUCCGGACGAAUUUACGGUGCCAACCAUGACAUCUAAGCCAGCACAAAAAUUCAACUUACAUCUACCAGACAAAAUAAGAAAAGGUACUUUACAAUUAGACUCUGAUAAUAAGAGUAGUUUUAAUGUUCUACGGAAAGAUGAUACUGGCGAAAUUGAUUUUAAUAAGAGGAGGGAAUCACCUUACCUAGAUGCUGAAUUAGCACCUAAGAGGAAUGCUCCAAAACCUCCAAGUAAUGUUUCUCCACCAAGGAAUACUUCACUCUCGAGUCAUACAAAUUUGAAACCAAAUAUUAGAAGAACAAGUACUAAGCGCAAAAUGAAAAAUAUGACAAGACCUAUCCCUAGUGGCGCAACUAAGGUACCUGUAGAAACUACAAGCCCUACAUCUGAUACAAUCAUGUCAUCUUACACUCCUGCAUCAACCCAAGUAUUGGUACCCCAGCCUUAUAAAGGUGCUAAUGAUAUUACCAGAAAAAAGAAGUCAGAAGAUGAAUAUACUAAUCCAACUUUAUCUUACAUUAACAAGCAAAAUCUUAAUAGGUCUAAUUCUGUGGCUUCGACCUCAAAUUCUAUAUUCAGUUCACCAUCCCCUGGUUUAUUAAAGAGGGGGAGUUCAAGAAGAAUCAUAUCAUCUGCUAGUGCUGCUGAUGUGUUUGUUGAAAAUGAUAUAACUUUUGCAGAUGCACCUCCGCUAUCUGAAACAGAGUCCAGUAAGGACGAUAAUAGUUAUGACAGUGAUUCAUCUGAUGAUAUUAUAUGGUCUAAUGCUUCAGAUAAGAGAAAUGGUCCAUCCACUGAAGAAGGCCAAAAAGAGAUUGACACUGAUUCUGAUAUAGUGUUAGUGACCCCUACUACAGGUAAGGAUGGACUGGUUCGUAAGAUGACAUUAAGACCUUCACCAGAAGUGGUUUACCAAAAUUUGGAGAAAUUCUUUCCAAGCGCUAAUUUGGAUAAACCGGUUGUUGAAGGUGGAUUAACACCAACAUCUCCGAUUUCUAUGAGACAGUCUUUCCAGUCUUCCCAGUCUUCCCAAGUCUCUAAUCUUUCACAAAAUAAUCCAUUUGCGCCACCUGAAUCUGACUCGCAGAUUGAAUCACUUCCAUCUAACAACAUGAACCGUCUAAAGACACCUAGAAGGACUAAAACAAUCAGAACUAUCGCACACGAAGCUAGUGAGAAGAGAAAACAAUCGAUGAAGAUAAAGAGACAAAAUACUAAAAUGUGGGGUACCAAGGUUAUUGAAAUUACAGAUAAGCAAGCUGUUGCUAUCAAUAAAGCAAAAAACUCAAAAGGUGAAUAUAAAGAAUUUGCGUGGAUCAAGGGGGAAAAGAUAGGUAAAGGCUCCUUUGGUGCUGUUUAUCUAUCGUUAAAUGCAACAACUGGUGAAAUGAUGGCUGUCAAACAAGUUGAAGUACCAAAAUAUAGUUCACAAGAUGAAAAUAUUAUGAACAUGGUUGAGGCCUUAGAAUUUGAGGUCUCAACAUUAAAAGAUCUGGAUCACCCGAAUAUAGUCCAGUAUCUUGGCUUUGAGGUCAAAGACAAUAUUUAUAGUCUGUUCCUUGAAUAUGUGGCAGGAGGCUCUGUUGGUUCUCUUAUCAGAAUGUAUGGUAGGUUUGAUGAACCUUUAAUUCAGUACCUUACUUAUCAAGUCCUAGAAGGUCUAGCCUAUCUUCACUCGCGCGGUAUUUUGCAUAGAGAUAUGAAAGCAGAUAAUGUAUUACUAGACCAAGAUGGUAUUUGUAAAAUUAGUGAUUUUGGUAUUUCUAAGAAAUCUAAGGAUAUAUAUUCCAACGCGGAUAUGACUAUGAGAGGUACUGUCUUUUGGAUGGCUCCCGAGAUGGUGGAUACCAAACAAGGAUAUAGUGCUAAGGUAGACAUUUGGGCCCUUGGUUGUGUUGUUUUAGAAAUGUUUGCAGGAAAGAGACCAUGGUCUAAUCUGGAAGUUGUAGCUGCAAUGUUUAAGAUUGGGAAAUCCAAAUCUGCACCACCUAUUCCUGAUGAUACAUUGCCAUUGAUAUCUACUGCAGGAAGACAAUUCUUAGAUGCUUGCUUUGAGAUUGAUCCAGAGAAGAGACCAACAGCUGAUGAAUUGCUAAGCCAUCUAUUUUUAAAGGAAAGUAACAAAUACAUUUUUGAUUCGACAGCACUUUAUAACUUUAUCAAAUCGAAUGAUAAAAUCAAUUCCACUAAAUUAAGAAUUUCAUCUCGCGAAGGAACAAAAGUCAACAAUAUGUGA